AUGGCUAGGCUCAACGAACCUCCUGUGUCCACGGACAGCCUAGAAACACUCCGAAGAAAGCUCCUGCGCCAGAAUAGAGACUUGGCCAAAUCAAACAACGUACGCGCCCUCAAGAUUAGAGAGCUGGAGAAUGAUUGCGCCUGCAUGUUGUCCGAGAAUCUCCAGUUGCGAAGUCGCAUACUCGAGCUUGAGAAACAAGUAGAAGACAACGACGCACGACGAAUUGCCGACCAUGCUCUCGCCAUCAAGGCCAAGCUUGAAUCUCAGCUCACAGAAUGGGGUGACCUAAUUGCCGGCUUGGGCUUGGAACCGCCCCCCAAGCGACAUUCGCCUAGUAUUAGAAGGACCUCUUCCUCCAGGCGACGAACAAGCUGCGCUUAUGGUCGUGUCAGCCCCUCUCAGAGACGCCUCCGAGAGGUUGCUAGGGAAAUCGAGGAGCUUGGAAGUAUCUCGGAACACAAAUCCUACCCACGCUUAUCGAUGAACCCUGAACAAAUACUUGCACUACGCUCCGAGGCUGAUUCAGUCGAGUCUCCGGAGCUAGGCCCCCCACCUAUGUCACAGUUCAUCGACAACGAACCUGCCAAAGUCGAAUCCCCUCCCGCAAAAUCUCCUGAACCAUCAAACCUGAGCCCGAGCCCGAGGAACAGAAUGCAAUCACCAGAAUUGUUACCAUCCCCAAGAGCUGACCCAUUCGUGGACAACUCCCCUUCUCCGAAGAAACGCGAUAUGCCAUUGAAGCCAAUGCUCCAGCUACAGUCGAAGGCGGAGUCCCUCAAGUCAACAGUGAGGCCUCUACAGUUGAAACCACAAACAGCGGAGCCCCCAGCUGCAGAGAAAGAAAAAACAACAACUGCUCCUCCUGCUAAGGCCGGGACAAAGCGCAAGUUUUCUGUGAAUGAGGAUUCAGAGAAGACUGGAUCAGGACAGGAUGAGAACCAACCUCCUCGAAUGAUGGCUAGCAAGACAUCAAUUCGGGAGAAGACUGGCGGGAAAACUCUCAAGGAGCUGGUCACAAUGAGGAAAGACAUCAGAGAGCAGACUUCGGUCCCGCUGGCGACCCGCAAACCACUCUCGGCCAAGAACACCAACGACGACUUUAGCUCUCCAAAGAAGAACCCCAAGUCGGGGAAAGCGGCCAUUCUAGAUGACGUUACGAUUGGAAAGGCGGAAUUAUCCAAGUCCAAGCCAAUCCAGGAGCCGGUCAAAUCGAAGACCAAGAACUCAGCUCCCCUUAAAGUUGUACCACUUCUAUCUCCUGAACCAGAGCCAGUGGUUGCAAUAGUCAACAGCGAGCCCGAUACAUCCGAUGCACAGCCCGCCAAGGUCUCCAUAGAAAGCACGCCCCCUCCCGUCCAUAUGCCAGCCGAGGAAGAAGUGGCCCGCCCCAGUCGUCGAAGCAGGCCAACUAUUAGCUAUGCGGAGCCCAAUCUGAGAGACAAGAUGAGGAGACCAACCAAGGAAUUGAUGGAUGCCGUUGCAGGCUCUCGAAGGAUCAGCCACACUGAACCUAUUCACCGUGAUCUUUCUAAGAGAAAACAGGAAGCAGAGACAUCAGCUGGCCCUGCAGCUUCCGGUGAAAUCACACAUGAGAAGCUUCCUCCCAGCCCCGAGAGGAAGGUCUCACGAGAAGAGGAGGCUACGUCAAUGUCAACCGAGGGAUCCAAACGAUCUCCAUCAACAACAGAAGGAGAGAGCAGGGAAGAAGAUACAUCAAAGGAGAAUAUCCCAGGAUCUGAUGACGUUGAUCUAUAUGAAUUUACGAGUUCAUCGCCGAAGCAUGGGAAACAAGGACCGGCGGAGGGCAAGAGAAGGCGGGGCCCAAGUCGGCAGUCCAGAUCCUCACGGCGGUUCUCCGCGGCGGUUGACCAAGAGGAUGAUAGCUUCGAAAUAAGGGAACAGACCUCGUCGAGACGGCGAAGCAUGAUGGUGUAA
Molecule: messenger RNA, 1935 nt
Organism: Clonostachys rhizophaga
Lineage: Eukaryota; Fungi; Ascomycota; Sordariomycetes; Hypocreales; Bionectriaceae
Source: the annotation of a GenBank genome assembly